AUGCAACAACAACAACAACCAUCGAAUAUUACAAGGAGACAUGAUCCCAGUCAUCCUCACCAUCAUCAUCAAUUGACGGAAGAGCAACAACAAUUCCAGUUAUUCCAAGAGUCAUUACCAAAGAUUAACAGACUAGUGUAUCAAAUGCUACUUAAUGAAAUCAUUCCUACUUCUAUAUCAGUUCAAAAUAGGCUCGACGAGUCUGACGAUAAUAGUGACGCUGAACAAUUGAAAAAGCUGAGCAUAAGUGAAAAACCUGUCGUACCUUCACAUAAAUUGGUGAGUCAAAUGCAUGAAAUAAAAAAUGAAGGGAGAUAUAACAAUAUUCUUGAACGUAUAAGGACGAUUGGCUUCAAAUUGGGGUGCAAGAUCGCUGAUUUGCUGGUGUUCGCAAAUAAUCCAAAUUUAAAUUUUAGAGAUAUGGAUCUCUUAGCUAUAAUGAAAUUUGUCUGUAGAGACGUAUGGAAAUUGGUGUUUGGGAAACAAAUAGACAAUUUGAAGACCAAUCAUAGGGGGACUUUUUAUUUGAUAGAUUAUAGUUAUCAGCCGAUCAAGAAUUUUGCUCUCAAUGACGACACAAAUAAGCUCAGUGCGGAAGAAUUAGAGAAGAAAGAACUAAAAUCAGUUGAACCAUUCUUAGAGCUGCCAGUAGGUAUAAUUAAAGGUGUAUUAGAGGCUCUGGGGUAUAAUGCGAAGGAGACGAUCUGCUUGGCCACAUAUAUAGAUUUGCCAAAUGAAGAUGCAUCUCAUUAUGGAUUUUCCAAAGGGAUAAGCUUCCACGUGCAAGUCACGAAUACCACCCGUCAGCAGCAACCGUAG
Molecule: messenger RNA, 819 nt
Organism: Kazachstania africana CBS 2517
Lineage: Eukaryota; Fungi; Ascomycota; Saccharomycetes; Saccharomycetales; Saccharomycetaceae
Gene: TRS33
Product: Trs33p
Exons: 1
Coding region: 1-819 (272 amino acids)
Biological process (GO): endoplasmic reticulum to Golgi vesicle-mediated transport; regulation of GTPase activity
Cellular component (GO): trans-Golgi network; TRAPP complex; cis-Golgi network
Source: RefSeq, a predicted model, not a curated record